Molecule: messenger RNA, 356 nt
Organism: Tinamus guttatus (white-throated tinamou)
Lineage: Eukaryota; Metazoa; Chordata; Aves; Tinamiformes; Tinamidae
Source: RefSeq, a predicted model, not a curated record
GGUAACUUUAGCACCAACAUUCCGUACUUCACUCUCUAGCACUGAGGAGUGGCCAUGGAAGAUCCUGACAAGAAGACUGAAGUGGUACUGCUGGCCUGUGGGUCCUUUAAUCCCAUUACCAACAUGCACCUACGGUUAUUUGAGCUGGCUAAAGAUUACCUUCAUGAAACAGGAAAAUACAAAGUAAUCAAAGGAAUCAUUUCACCAGUAGGUGACGCAUAUAAGAAGAAAGGUCUGAUCAGUGCUGAUCACCGAGUAACUAUGGCAAAACUAGCUACAAAAAACUCAGAUUGGGUAGAAGUGGAUGACUGGGAAAGCUGCCAGAGUGAGUGGUUGGAAACACUCAAAGUUUUAAG